CAGCCGUGAUAGACGUCAUUUCCCAUGAAGCAUUGCGCGGUUGAAGUCCAUGUUCAACCGUGUGGACAGCGUGUGUCUGCAUGGCAGGAGCAUGGCGCGGAGUGUGCUUUCGAGGACACGUUAGAAACUCCGAGUCAACACGAGUUCAAUGCUGUGAGAGUUUGGGAAUUUGAGGAAUAGAUGAUGCAGCGUGUGCUGUGUCCUACAGCCGUCCCGUUGCGCUUUGUGUGCCUGGACCACAACAUGAGGGACCUGAGUAUCGGUGCACAGAUCCUUCAUAUAAAUCACUUUACUGUACGCUACUUCAGCUCCUCCAGCAUCACCAGGAACUCCGAGUCCCACAAGACACGUCCUGAGGUUCAAACAGCUGCACAGAAGCAUGAAAGAAGCCAGGGAGAAACAGGAGCCUCGCCACAGAGCAAUAAAGACCUCGAUCCACUGCAGGACAAAUCAAUUGGCCUCUAUCAGAGGUUUAAGAAGACUUUUAAACAGUAUGGCAAAGUGAUGGUGCCGGUGCAUCUUGUCACUUCCACUGUGUGGUUUGGGACGUUUUAUUAUGGUGCCAUGAAAGGGGUGAAUCUUGUGCCGUUUCUGGAGUACAUUGGCUUACCGGACAAGCUCGUGGGUAUUUUGCGAGACUCUCAGGGUGGAUAUGCACUAACAGCCUACGCAAUGUAUAAGCUUGCUACGCCAGCCAGGUACACGGUGACGCUCGGCAGCACGUCUCUCUCUGUGCAGUACCUCCGUAAACAUGGCUACUUGUGCACCCCUCCUCCCGUCACAGAGUACCUGCAGGACAAGAUGGAAGAGACCAGAGAGAGACUCUCUGAGAAGAUGGAGGAAACGAAAGAACGAUUUUCAGAGAAGAUGGAGGAAACUAAAGAGCUUCUGUCCGAACGCAUGGAAGAGACUAAAGAGCGCUUCACUGAAAAAAUGGAGGAGACGAAAGACAAGCUGGCUGAGAAACUGCAGGAGUCCAAAGACAAAGUGUCUUUACGGAAGAAAACGGAUUAACAGAAAACGAUGAAUCUCAAAGGGUUGUAAACUUCCAUGAAUCACUUCUAAACAGUGUAAAUGUGUUAUGCAUCUCAAACUUCCUGUUUUACUGCAAAUCGAAAUGAUCCAAAGGGCCUGAAUUCUCAUUUAUGUUUAACAUUAUUCAGUAAGACCUAGAAACCUGAACAUGUACAUAACUGAUGAGGGCUGAUUUCUAUUUCUGCGUCAAUGCACGUAGAUGUGCUUGUAUGAAGAGAAAAGAGGUUUAUAGAAAAAUAGAAUAUUACCACAAAAACAUGGAAACAGUCUACCUUUCAAAAUAAGUUCAGGUACAUGACUAGACCUCUAAGACCACAUACCUUUAUUCUAAAAGCCAAUUAACGGUACACCACAUAUACCUUUCCCAAGUAAAAUGUUCUCUCUCUCUAUCUAUCUAUAUAUAUAUAUAUAAAUAAAUAAAAUUACACACACUAUGGCUAAAAAUGACACAAAAAACCCAAACAGAUGUUCUCUUGACAAGAAAAAGAAGUUUGGUACCUUUAUGUCUGAGAGCGUAGAUAUUUGAUGCAAACCGAUAGUAACUGCUAUCAGAAGCAAUUGAGUGUCUCUUGAUCUUCAGGAAUUUAUUUGUGCACGUUUUAUGUGGGGUCUGACUACUGCUUCAUCUGAAAAAGCAGGAAAGCGCCGUUUUUAUUGUAGAACGUAAAUGGCUACCGUGUAGACAUAAACCUCAGCAGUCAAGCAGACGCUGAACAGGGGAGUGUAUCUGGGAGUGCACUGGGUUUGGGAUCAAAACUUGAACAAGAUUAGAAUUGGCACAAAAGACAAAGGGGACAGUUUCUCUUAGGAGUGACUUUCUAAAGCACUUUUAUGCCCCAGUGUCAAACCAGUAAGGAAUAAUUGGGAGAUGGUGAAAACUUGAGGCGUUUCAGUUGUGUGCGAUUGUGCCCUGUGAUGGGUUGUUACCCCGUCCAGGGUGUCCCCCUCCAUGUUUCCUGUGUCUCCCGGGAUAGACUACAGGUUCCCCACGACCCUGUGUAAGAUAAGCGGUGCAGAAAAUGGAUGGAUUCCUACAAAUGAUCCUCAAGCGCAGUGGAAGCAACUAAACUUUUCAUUUCAUCCAGCGCUUUUCUUAUUCUCUACAUGCUGCUUUGGCACAUAUGACAAUUUCUCCCUAUAUUAGGAAAAACACCUCAGCUGGAGUGCAGACAGACUUGUUUACACUGUAUUUUAAUCCAUCUCACUUUGUGACACUACCUUUUCCUCAGCCACAGGUUCUUCCAUCCCGUUGUUCAAAGGCAGUUUACGUCUUACCCGUUUAUAACACAACGUGGUGCAUCUACAUGCUGGAUGAAAAUAAUAAAAUGCUUCCGUAUGAGCAGAGCAGGACAAGUGUGAUUCUUCUCUACUAAUACUGUCUGAAAAGGUUUAAGUAGCAUCCAUGUUAAAAAUGAUACUACCCGGGUCUCUCUCUAUUGACGAGUAUUACAAUGGCACAAUUUAUGUAUAAAACUUGAAAUAGCAAUAAUCAGUAAUGUAUUGUGGCUCGCAGAGCAAAUAAAGAUAUUUAAUGAGUAUUUUAAACAUGGAAUAGUUGUAGUAAAGGUUUGUGGAUGAAGGCGGGUGAAUUGAAUCAGAGGGAAUCAGCGAAAGCCAUAAGUGUAUGUGGAGAUUAAACUAUUAACAAAAUAGUCAAAAUCCUGAUUUAUGAUUGAGCACACAUUGUGUGGGGAAAAUGAAGCUAAGCACAGUCUUCUAAUAAACUACUUUUGUUCAUCCUUACCCGAGUUUAAUUCACUGGUCCCGAGUGUGAACACAGCAAAUGGAUUUGCAGCUGUAUUCUCGGUGUUAUUACAGCGUCGCGGCAGUGAAAGGACAGACACACUAGUAUUUUUAUGUUUUAAUGGUUUGCGCUGUAGUUUGACCACAGCAGUACAAGCAUAAAAUCUUUGACUACAACAGCAUUUAGAGCAACGUUUUUUGACUAUUUUGAACUUUUUUUUUCUGAAAAAGUAUUGCAAUAACAGACCUUAGGCCUAGAACCUAGUACAUCACAAUUGCUUAAAUAAAAAGAGGCAAAAUACACAUAUUUAACGUGUCUAUAAACAUAUGCAUGUACGUGCAUGCAGAGAUACACGUACACGCUUAUGCAUACACACAAAAAUGCUGGGGUACAAUUUUUGUAAAUAGAAACUAAAAAUGAUACAAAGUCCAUGACGGAAGCAGUCCGGUAUUGACCAAUAAUGCUGAAAAGCUACGGUUAGCGGUGGUGUGCACAAGCAUCUGAUGCUUUGAGGAAAACGAACCGAGACGUAACCGGUUUCAGUCGGCGCUCGUAAGGGUACAGCCUUCUCCGGUUUUACAAAUCACACCACAGACCUCUCAAGGCUACCUGCCACGGAGCACUGGAGAAAUGAAAUGGCGUUGCUAUGUACAUUAUCUUCAGUUCCAUUGAUGUGAACGUGCUCAACAGUUACAGUGGACACCCAGCAGGGUUGUGAUUUAUAAAAUAAAAAUAAAAAUUGAAUAAAAACCCCCAUUUUGUUCCGACAUACCACGCACACAGAAUGUGUGAAAUAAAUAAGUAAGAAAUAAGAAUGGUAGAAGUGUCAGUGUAGUCGCUGUCUGGAGAGAUUAUUAAAAGAAUGGAAGCAUAGCAUUGCAUGGAAAUUUAAGACUGGUUAUUACGUGGUUACAAAGUACCUCAAAUCAUAUCGAAUAUAUGCACUUUCUAAACAAAGUCCGGACAGCGAUUGAUGGUUUUUAUGCGAUACAGACAUACUGACAUCCCCAAACGAAACAUCAAAGUCUCUGCUGUCCUGAUUUGAGUAUUUCUGCACGUUUUUGUAAGCUGCUCCUUUAUGAAACUUGCUUUCAUCCUGUCUGUGUGCAAUGUAAAGCAUGUCCAUGUCCUAAAUCACCAGUUCAACCAUGGGAAUGUAGGGACUUUUGUUGUUGUUGUUGUUGUUGCUGCAGUAUUGUAUUGGUGAAAUGGAAAGAAGCUGUAGAAGUUUAAACAUUUAAUUUAGACGUCAACAAAUGUCAUGAUGCCCUGUUCAUGAAGUGUCAUCACUGCUGUGACUUUCUGAACAUGAUCUAAGUUUGAGCUUCCUCUGGAUGCCAAAUGAUUGUACGGAAGCGAAUCCAUUUUGUAAACACGAUUAAAAACGUUAAAAACGA
Messenger RNA from Ictalurus punctatus (channel catfish), 4176 nucleotides. RefSeq names its product family with sequence similarity 210 member Ab (gene mims1b). Gene Ontology annotation, cellular component: mitochondrion. The record is from RefSeq and is a predicted model, not a curated record. The transcript is spliced from 4 exons. The coding region runs from base 181 to 1014 and encodes 277 amino acids. Lineage: Eukaryota; Metazoa; Chordata; Actinopteri; Siluriformes; Ictaluridae.